Xenopus laevis (African clawed frog) is the source of this 5720-nucleotide messenger RNA. RefSeq names its product NXPE family member 1. The transcript is spliced from 5 exons. The record is from RefSeq and is a predicted model, not a curated record. Bases 2597 to 4234 code for a protein of 545 amino acids. NCBI's taxonomy places the organism in Eukaryota, Metazoa, Chordata, Amphibia, Anura, Pipidae.
UGAACAGUCCGCGACAUCCCUAAUCAGUAUGCACCAUUUAUAAGGCUAUAAUUUACAGGAUAUUCAUGGCUCGUGUAUUAUAAUUUUAUCAGCACCUUUAUUCAGAUAAAGAUAUUUUUUUAGAAUUAAGCAGAACAUAAUCUUUCAUCAGAAAAAUCCAUUCAAUAUGGUGCCAGCGUGCUUCAUCAGUGUUCCAGCUUUCUCAAGGGUAGUAGAAUGCUGUAAUAUCCACUACCCUUAAGAAAGUCAGGACACUGACGAAACCUGUCGCUGAUAAUCAGCUGAAAAAUUCAGGGUUUUCGUCCGAUAAUAAGAAUUGACAUUCGAUUUUGUCAUGACAUUUUGUCGCUCCAAUUUUUUCGAGAAAAACUAUUCAUAAAUAAGUUACAAUUGUGGAAGGGAGCUUGGUCAGAUUUGUUUUCAGGAAAAAAUUAAAUAAAGUUUUGGUAGGCCCCCUAAUCUUUUUUAUCUAGAGAUUUUAGUGGAAUUAAGUGAAAAUUUAAAUUCACAGCAUAAAUGUAAAGCUUCAGAGGAAGGUCCUUCGCUAUACCCAGUGUGGUGAGAUACCUGGGAAAGUCCAGAAGGAGCUUACAAAUCUCCCAUGUUCCUAACAGAGUGGUUCCGGGCAGUGACUGACUGGACAUGGGGGGGGCCCACCAGGUCACUAACCUCUGCCCCCCCGAGAGCAUACACAAACGUCGGCACGUACACGAACCCCAGUGCAAAUGCACCAACGCAUGCACAACAUGGGAAACUCACACAAUCCUCCCUGCCUCACUCUCACCCUCCCUCAGGGCUGUCUGCUGAUGCUGCUUCUGCAGGGGACCACUUGCUGCCGCUGGCACCACGUUUAUGUCGCAGCUGUUAGCGGAGAACCAUGCCCACACCUACGUGGCCAUUGCCUCUUGUUUGGUGGGAGAGCGAUCCCUGGGCUUGUGCUGGAAGAACGCAAACACCGUAGCUGCUGCAGAACCCAUCCGGGAGUAGAAUUCUCACGGUGGCACCAGGGUCACCUCAGGGGAUGGGGGUGGGCCCACAAGGGCCCUCAGGGUUUUUUCCUGGUGUCCAGCCGGCCGUGUCUGAUGCUGGUUCCGGGACUGCUAGUCCAACCCAGGUGUUUUAGGUCUACCUGAGGCACUGGCGUUACUAUAGACGAGGAAGCAGGUCUGUUUCCUCAAUAGUCUUGAAAACCCCUCUCCUGACUGUCGGAUGAAAUCGCCGCAUGCUGUAACUUAGGGCAUUUAAAUCAACUGUGUGACUAUUUAUAUUUGCACCUUACAUUAUUCACAUUAUCAACUAUCAGUCAACUGGCUGAUUCUACAGCUGUAGCUAAAGUCAUAGGGGCCCAUAUUCUAAGGUUCGAAGUGAAAUUUCGAAUUCAAAAACAUUGAAUUUCCUAUAACCUUUCUGAGUUAAAAGUUUUGAGUAGUCAAAGUAUUUUUUUUGUAAAAUCGUUUAAUUCGAACAAUUUCAUUGAUCGAUCAAACGAUUUUUACUUCACUCAAAAACGGCUGUGGUAUUGGUCAAUGGCAAUAGUUCUUGUAGUGGAAAAAAUACCACGUCUUGUACAUUGGCUUCCUGCAGACUGCUUACCUAUACAACUGAUGUGUAGUGAUGAGUGAAUCUGUCCCAUUUCGAUUCGCCAUAACAUUCAAGAAAUGCAUUGAAGUCAAUAGGCAUCAACAUUUUUUUACGCGCAACAAAUUUUUUUAGCUCCAAAUACACUGAUUGAAGACAAUGGGCGUUUUUUCUUAUGGCUUUUUUUUUGUCCAAACGCAUUUAAAGUCAAUGGGAGUUUUUUUCUUAUGCCUCAUAUUUUAUCAGUCUUAUUAAAAACAAUAUUUGCUCUCAACCUAAAAUUAGCUGUCACAUUUAUGUUAAAAUGUCCUGGGUACCAAAGUUCGGGUUUUGUUUUGAUUUGACCUUCAUAAAAAUGCCAUACCAUCACAUCCACCAAACUCCUAUUCCACCUCUCUCCCAACUUUGUGACAAUUUCAAUAUUAUACUAAGAAGCAUUUCCCUGGCGAACAUCUGGCCUCAUUGGUAGCCUUAUGUCCAGCUGCUAAAGACUUUGAUGCAAUUAAGCGUAAUGUACUUUGCAAAGUUCAUUGGGCAAAUAGAGGUUUCAUGACAUAUAUUUUUGGAGCUGGAGGAGAGAGAACUAUAUAAAUGAAAUAGAAAUUACAGGUGAAAUGUAAUUGAUACAAAUAUACUACAAAAUCUUGUUAGAUUAGUAGAGUUCCAAAGAAGUUUGUUUUCAAUAUUGAAUAUUACUUCGGGUGGUAGUGUCUUGUAAAUUAAAGGGCCACUAAAAGCCACUUCUGUUAACUGUUAAUGUAAUUCCAGUUACCGUACUUAAGAUUUGGCCCCCCUGAACCUGCUCUGAUGCCAAUUUGUUAUAAUUUAAUAUAAUUAUAUUUUUGCGUAGUUGUACUAAAACCAAUGCAACCUUAUAUUAGGAAUAUUUCAUCAAUGUCCCAAUUUAAAAGUGAGUGUUGACAUACAGUAGAUGAGACAUUGAAGUCGCCUCAAUUAAAAAGUUUUCUAAUGUUUUUUUUUUUUAAAUGUUGAUUGAAUAGUAUGUAUUAUAUAUUGUAUGUUGGGCCAUAACAUUACUCACUUUUCUUCCAGAACUGGUAGAAUGUCACAGGCUAAACAUAAACUCUUUAGUACCAUUUUGGUUUUAUCAGUAACUUUUAUGGUAAGCUUCACCAUACAUCGGACAUAUUUCAAGCCUCUGAAAUUGCAUUACCUUGAAGUAAAAAACGCCAAGCAACCUUUUCCUGCUAGUGAAAAUGAACAAAAAAUAACAGACAUAUAUAAUUCCAUGAACAGCAGAAUCACCAAUGUCUCUUUCGUGUAUAUAAAUAGAACAACCAGUGCUAAGAACAGCAAAGCAAUCCUACUAGAUCACUGGAAAAAGUACUGUGUUGGAGAUUCUUUAACCAUCCAACUUGACAUGUUUGAUUACAUUGGUAAAAAGAAGAUUUAUGGAGGAGAUUUCUUAAGGGCGAGAAUCUUUUCCCCAAAACUUGGAGCUGGAGCUUCUGGAAUAAUAGAAGAUUUAAAUAAUGGAACAUAUCAUGUACACUUUACUCUGUUUUGGGAAGGAAAAGUACAAAUAUCCAUACUAUUGAUGCACCCUAGUGAAGGAGUGGCAGCGUUAUGGAGAGCACGCAAUUCAGGUUAUAAAAACAUUAUCUUCACUGGAAAAUUUCUUAAUAAAACUAAAGAGGUGCACACAGAAUGUGGUUUUGAUUUAGAUUCACAAGAAGAAAAAUGUAGAUCUGGAGAAGAAGGAGAAAACUUUUACUGCAUCAAACCCCUCGGUGUACCAUGUGAGGCUUUUAUCUCAGUGAAGAGUAACAACAGACCUCACGCCUAUCUCACUGAUUUGGAGAAAAGACUUUUUAUUAGAUCAAAUAUUGCUGCAGUAAUUCCACAAAACAAUGGAAGUAUUGAUGUUUUGAAAUGCCAAAGAAACAGUGGAGAAGUAAAGUCAAAAUGCUCAGUUGGAAUGUCUCCACCAUUCCCAGGCGGUUAUUUCCUGAAUAAUGUUUGGCACCCUGUGUUCUGCAACCUUUCUACAUAUGAACCACAGUCUCUCGUGGACAAAUGCUUUUCCAAAAAAAAGAUUUACCUUAUGGGAGAUUCAACCAUUCGACAGUGGAUAGAAUAUUUACCAAGCAUUAUGAAAGACCUGAAAUUUUUUAAUGUUGAUGGAAGUGGAUGGCAUAGGACACACAUAGCUAUGGACAUGAAAAAGAAUAUUUAUAUUCAGUGGAAAAAACAUGGACACCCAUUUGUAACUCAGAGCUUUUUUACAGUAAAAGAUUAUACUUCUGUCCCUCAAGAGAUAGACCGACUUGCAGGGGGGGCAAACACUGUUAUUGUCAUUGCUCUUGGACAACACUUUCGACCUUUUCCUAUUACCCUGUUCAUCAGAAGGCUUCUUAAUGUACGCAAAGCCAUAGAACGACUCUUUAUUCGAAGUCCUGAUACAAAGGUGAUAAUCAAAUCUGAAAACACCAGAGAAAUAAACACAGACGUGGAGAGAUUCAGUGACUUUCAUGGCUACAUUCAGUAUCUGUUGGCAAAGAACAUCUUCCAUGGACUGAAUGUAGGAGUUAUUGAUGCAUGGGACAUGACAGUUGCAUCGGGGUCAUUAAACCUUCAUCCAUCUAAACCAAUUCUUAAAAGCCAAAUAAACCUGUUUUUUGAGUAUUUAUGUUAAUUCUUCUAUGUAUCAAUUAUUUUGAUGUUUUGAUUGUAAAUAAUUCUGAGAAAAUAUUAUUUGAUUGUAUCUUUGAUCCAAGGAAAGUCAGGUUUUAUCUAUUCUCUUAUUUAGAUUAUUUAUUUUAUUACUAUCUAAAAUUGUAUUUUGAAUUUCCAUAACAAUUGUAUAAUAGGUAAUUUAUCUAAGAAAAUUAAAAAAUGUUAUUUAAUGUGUGUGUGUUUUUUUUUUUAAAUCUUUCAAAUGUAUUUUGCGCAACCUCACCACAGACGUCUAUUGUAUUCAGUUUUUAUUAAACAGAAAUGGUCUUAGUAUAUCACCAAGAUUAGUUCUUUGGAGAAAACACAUCUCUUAUGGUCUGAGCAGACUGAAGGAAUCUACAACAGGAAAAUACAAAUAGAGGCAUAAUAAUGUGUUCACAGAGUGUGACAGGCACAAACUCUACAGAGGGUACUUCAUUUCCUUACCAUGUGGGGAAGUGGAUAACAUAUUCUGUAAAGAUGGAAGCACAGCACUACCAAAUAAAAUAAAGCUUUUAUUACGGCAGAUAUUCCCACUAUCCAGCUGCAGGAAUUAGCUCAAUUAUUCGGGCUAUUCAAGCCUGCUUACCCCACACCCUGAUGUUGGAUCAUUGGCCAAUCUGCCAAGUCCAUGCCUUGUGUUCCUGUGCAUGAGUUGUUACUGUUACUGAGAUCUUGUUCCUGAUCCUGUUCUGUAAGUCCUGCUCCUGCCCUUGUUCCUGCUGAUUUGACAUCCUGGAUUGACCUUGGCCUGUUAUCUGACUCUGCAUGUUUUCUACCUGACCCGACCUUUCGGCCUGUUUUCUGGAUUCUUGUUGUCUGAUGGCUGCCCUUGACUUUUGGCCCCUCUUAAGGUCUUUGAUCCAGGGUCGAACUUGGCCAGCGGGACAUCAGGAAAAAACCCGGUGGGCCCCGCCGGCUGAAAUCUGCACCAAUAUCCCAGUUCCAGUGGCUUCUUUCCUGCCGCAACCUCCCUUUUCUGGAAAAACAUAGUGUGUGCGUGCGGCAGCGCUUAUGUGCACACUCAUGGAGGUGUGCAUGCACAGCAAUGCAGAGAUGUAGUGGAGGGGGGACUGGUACAGCAACCCUGGUGGGCCCCGGGCCCCCCAGUCUGACCCUGCUUUGAUCUUUGAUCUGGCCAGACUUUUGCCUGAAUUUUGAGUUUGUUUGUGCCUGUUCUAUAUUUUCAGUUUAUUAUUAAAUCUUGUUGAAACCUAUGCAAUGAUUUCAGGUUUUUUUGCACUUUGCGUGAAGUAUUGCAAAUGAGCCGUCGUCUUAAAUUAGAGAUUACUGGCCUUUAUUCCUGCCCAUCACCGCUGGUUGGGUAGAGCUGUGAGCAUAUAUUCCAGAUGUAGCACUGACUGCAUUCCACCCUAGACUUGAGCCUUUGUGGCCAUUCCAUAAAUCUGGUUCUAAAUAGUUAUGCUUUUAAAUGAGAAGGAAAGGCUAAAAUUAAGUAAGCUUUA